This is a messenger RNA of Thrips palmi, 424 nucleotides long. RefSeq lists its product as uncharacterized. NCBI's taxonomy places the organism in Eukaryota, Metazoa, Arthropoda, Insecta, Thysanoptera, Thripidae. The transcript is spliced from 3 exons. Bases 38 to 364 code for a protein of 108 amino acids. The record is from RefSeq and is a predicted model, not a curated record.
GGCCUGGCGGGCAGGGCGUCGGGUGGCGUGAGCGUGAAUGACCGGGAUGGAGCCGGUUGAAGUAGCAUGGCUUGCAUGGCACUUGGGCGGAGCUUGGCGAGUCAGUCUUGCGCAGGACACUCGCAGUGGCGCGUGGCGCGAGCGGUUUCGAAUGGACGCGGCGACGCGGCCGGUGUGUCCUCGGACCCCUCGGACGCGAGUGGACGGCGGUGCAUCGGGGAGCCCGAGCCCUAUGCUCCAUCUCUGCUCAUUCUUCCAUUCAACCUGCAGUGCGGUCAGCUUGAUUGGUCCUUCGCGGGGCGCGGCCGUCCUGGCGAAGGCUCUCCAGGAUGCCAGUGCCUGGGACGGCUGGGACGCCACUUGACCAGCACGGUGCCAUGUGUGACCUUGAGCCGCGGACGGCGCCGCGGCCCAUGCGCACCGC